AUGAGUAAUUUUGUGAGUGUAGGAAAAAAGAUAAUUGGCAUUGGACAACAUGCUAAAGAAUUAGGAAAUGAAGUACCAAAAGAACCAUUCUUUUUUCUUAAGCCAACUUCUUCAUAUUUACAAGGUGGUGGAAAUAUAGAGAUACCUAGAAAUUCUAUAGUUCAUCAUGAAGUUGAAUUAGGAGUAAUUAUUGGAAAUCCAGGUCGAGAUAUUAAACAUGAAGAUGCGUUUAAUUAUAUUGCUGAUUUAACAGCUCGAAACUUACAAAAACGAGGGCUUCCUUGGAGUGCGGCAAAAGGAUUUGAUACAUUUACUCCGAUUGGAGAAUUUAUUCCUAAAGAGAAAAUUAAUGAUUCAACAAAUGUUGAUUUAUGGUUAAAGGUCAACGAUAAUAUUAAACAAAAAGGUAAUACAAAAGAUAUGAUAUUUAAUAUUCCCACAUUAAUUGAAUAUGUUAGUUCAAUCAUGAAACUUGAAAGUGGAGAUUUGAUAUUAACUGGUACACCUUCAGGAGUUGGACCAAUUGUUGCUGGUGAUAUUAUUACUGCAGGAUUGGAAAUAGGAGAUAAAUGUUUAUCAACUAUAAAGUUUCCUGUUAUAAGAAGGAAAAAAUUAAAUUCGAAAUAUUGA
Diversispora eburnea is the source of this 630-nucleotide messenger RNA. The record is from the annotation of a GenBank genome assembly. NCBI's taxonomy places the organism in Eukaryota, Fungi, Glomeromycota, Glomeromycetes, Diversisporales, Diversisporaceae.